CAGUACUUCAAUCUCAUAUUCCCCAUGUAGAGUAGGAGCUAUAUCCAUUAGCCCCCCUCUCUCUCUCGCUCCUCCAGCUCGGUGUUGCUCUCUCGCCGUUUCGCCCAGCUUCGAGUGUCAAUACUAGGCCCUAGCGGCAGCUUGCGAUCUUGCUUGGUUCGCGGGGAGGGAUCGAUCGAGGAUGUCGGAUCACAUGGAUUCCGGUAUAAAGCUCUUCGGCCGGGUGAUCCCGUUGCUUCCUGAGGCUGCGCAGCCUGGGUCGCCGGAAGCGGGGGUGCCGGCCGGCUUUGAACACCCGCCGUCGCCGCCUCCGGAGUCGGAGACACCGGCGCUGACGGAGGCUGAGCCACAGGAUCAUAAGGAUCAUCACAAAGAAACAGAAGACAAAGGUGAUACUGAAAUGAGGGUUGAUGUGCCAGAAGAGAAAGAACUAAGAGAGAAAACUGACAUUGAUAUGGAGGUUGAUGCACCACAAGCGAAAGAAAAUUCAGAAACAGCCGGUUCAUCGGCCUUUGACCACAAGAAAGAUGACUCUGCCCAGAUAAGCAAUUCUGACGAGAAAGCAGCAUCAGAACCGAAGGAUGAGAAUGAGAAGACAUCAAAUGACGAAUCAGGCCAGGAUAAGGUGCUCAAGAAGCCAGAUAAGAUUAUACCCUGCCCUAGGUGCAACAGCAUGGAUACAAAGUUUUGUUAUUACAACAACUACAACAUCAAUCAACCUAGGCACUUCUGUAAGAAUUGCCAAAGGUACUGGACUGCAGGGGGGACUAUGAGGAAUGUACCUGUCGGUGCUGGGAGGCGCAAAAGCAAGAAUUCACCGUUGCACUACCGCCAGCUGUUGAUGGGCCCUGAUUGUUUAAUGGGGUCUAGACUGGACAUCUCCAACACACUGAAUCCAGAAGCCCUCGCGUCUCUGCCUUCUAUCCAGGCGCAGUCAACCAGUCGAAAUGAAACAGUUCUCAAAUUUGGGCCUGAGGUGCCACUUUGUGAAUCAAUGGCAUCUGCGCUGAACAUUGAAGAGCAGCAUAUCGCCAAUGCUGGACCUGUACCAAGAGGUGAAACUAGGGAAGAUAACUCCUGUGUGUCUUCUACCACAACAAAUAACGGGUUACCUGCCACCGCGGUCCACGUUGAUAAGAACGGAGCACCUGUUUACUGUAAUGGAGUUGGCCCGGUGCCUCAGUAUUACCUUGGAGCUCCUCCUUUCAUGUACCCUUGGGGCAUGGGAUGGAACAACCUUCCUGUAAUGAUGCCAGGUGGAAGUAUGCCCGAGUCUGCUUCUCCAUCAGAAAGCUGCAGUACAAGUCCAGCUCCAUGGAUGAACUCUCCCAUGAUGCCUGGCUCAAGAUUUCCUGCACCAGCAUUUCCGUAUCCUCUUGGUCCGCCUGCCCUCUGGGGUUGCUUACCAAGCUGGCCAGCCACGGCAUGGAACACACCUUGGAUGGGAACCAACGGGUGCAUAUCGCCGUCUGGGUCAAGCAACAGCAGCUGUUCAGGUGGGUCUCCUACCUUGGGGAAGCAUUCCAGGGACUCCAAUCCACUGAAGGACGACAAGGAGGAGAAAUCACUGUGGGUUCCCAAGACGCUCCGCAUCGAUGACCCCGAUGAGGCGGCGAAGAGUUCCAUAUGGGCAACUCUCGGCAUCAAACCUGGCGACCCUGGCGUCUUCAAGCCUUUCCAGUUCAAGGGUGAGAGCAAGGGCCAGCCAGCAGACGCACGUCCUGCUCGUGUUCUACAGGCAAACCCCGCAGCGUUUUCUCGGUCGCAGUCAUUCAUGGAGAGUUCUUAAACUCAUGCCUGUUGCUUAUGUUAUACUAGCUUUUUUGGCAACAUGGCUUGUACUGUAGUAAAUUGUACAUAUAAUAUAGCUUCGCGGUACAUGAAAAGAUCAAAGGAGAGCUUUUUGAAUAGCCACUAACCUGCAGUGGAGCUUGCAAAGAGCUUUCAUGAGAACUUCCUUCGGGGUGUGUAUUGUAAAUACUUGACAGGUUAUGUAAAACUGUACUUAGGUGUAGUCAGGUGUACGCUCACCUGGUUUGCCCCUCCUAGUAUACAGGUGCAAGUUGUAAACAGUUAACAUUGAUAUUGACGACAACUAUUCAUCGUAUCAAAUAAAUGUUUGAGAUGCCCAGCAUCGUUACCCCUUUCCA
Molecule: messenger RNA, 2150 nt
Organism: Lolium rigidum
Lineage: Eukaryota; Viridiplantae; Streptophyta; Magnoliopsida; Poales; Poaceae
Product: cyclic dof factor 2-like
Exons: 2
Coding region: 182-1789 (535 amino acids)
Biological process (GO): regulation of DNA-templated transcription
Molecular function (GO): DNA-binding transcription factor activity; DNA binding
Source: RefSeq, a predicted model, not a curated record